AUGUCCAUCUCGAGAGACGACGACGACGCUUUGUUCGCAGCACUACUGUUCAGGCCGCGGACGCAGUCCAGCAACUUCCAGGAGCCGCUCGCAGCCCCGACUCCCCCUGCACCACCUCCACCUCCCGUUUAUGGUGUAGAAUAUCACACCCCACAGUACUACGGCGGGUACUCUGCUCAGUACCUGCAACCUGGAGCGGCAUACGCUGGACCAUCUUCCGCGCCUUCUCAUGACGCCUGGGAACCUGCUAUCAACGACGAACAACCUAUGGAUCUUGCGUCGAGCGACGCUGGAUACGACAUGAAGGUUGAGAUACUGGAGCAGGCGACGGCAGAGGCCGUCGACGAUAUGGACUACGACUCGUAUUCCAUCGCGUCAUCGAGGGCGAGCCCGGUCACGCCUGCGAUUGACCUGCCCUACGAGCAGUAUCGGAGUCCGUCGUCUAAGCAGCCGGCCAAGGAGCUGUCAGCACUAAACAUGGCCCCUUUACCUCCACCCACGUCUGCCGCCGAGCCCGCCACAAAACAUCCUUCACCGUACAACGUCCACACACCGCUACCAGGAGUCAAUAUAAACCCUUUGCUAUGGCCCAAGCCUGCACCAUUACCGGAGGUCAACACGGUACCGCUGCCAUGGCAUCUACUUACCCCUACUGUAGCCCAGAAGACGGACACCCUUGGGAUGACAAGGGCAAGCAUAGAGAGGGACGUGUCUUCGCAACAACCAUUGAGGUCUUUACCUCAAGAGCAAAGUUCAUCCGUUGUGCAAACGCCUCAAUCAGUCACAUCCCGGCCACCCGCUGACUCCUUGAUAAGGGCGGCGGCGGCGGCUUCCGCCGCUUCGCCAGAGGUGCCAGUCCAAGCUCUGGAUCCUACAAGGCUUAAGGCUUCAUCGUUGUCCACCUUGACUUCCUUGCCUUCUACUACAGUGUCGUCCACUCCAGCCAUAAUGCCCGGUGGUAUCUCGCAGGCUCAUCCUCCCAGCCGCCCUGAAACCGCUUGGCAGCCCUCGGCGCCCAGCAAGCCAGACUUGCUACAGCGACAGCAACUUCAGCAGCGCAUCACGAAACUGGAGCAAGAGCUUGCGAGGCGCAAUGGAGGCGCUAGCGCGAGUGCAAGUGGGAGCGCCUCGCCUGUCAUUGGCACUACGGCAUCGGUCACUGAACGAAUCGAGAAGAGCACAGAGGAUGAAUCUGCUACGGCCCUCCGACUUGAUCCUGCUUUAGCAGAGUUACGUCGUUCUGUCCUUGCCACCAGAGGCCACGCGUCAGCAGCAACAAAAUCAAUCGCAGCGUCAUCGACGCUCGCAGAUGCUGCACAAACAGAUCCUAUAGAUGACGCUGAGAUCACAACCACGAUAGCCGUCCCCAAGCCUUCGCUCGUUGUCCAUGCUGCGUCUACCGUACAGGCAACUGUGUUCAAUGGGAACGCAACUUCAUCAUCAACUCCCAGCCGCAGCACAACGGCCACCCCCAGUACAGCUUCUACGGCCGCAUCGUCGAGUGAGAAGAAUAUCAACCUCGAUGACAUGGCCGUAUCCUUCAUAACGGCGACGCUACAAGCUGUACGACCAGCUUUACCUUCACUUUCAUCCUCAGUGCCACCACCGCCUUCAACACCCAGGUUGCCGCAGCUUGAUGAGAAGACGCGGUUAGCCGCGCAUCAGCAGCGUUUGGAAGAACUCAUCGCCGAGAGUCAGAGGCUUUUAACACAACACGCACAGGCGCGGUCAAAAGCAGAAAGGCAACGCAUCUUAGGAGACCUGCGAGAGUGCACGCGACGCACUCCAGAGGAGGCACAAUCGGAAGUGUUCUAUGUUUCUAUCCUUCGAGCACCUAAUGCAACACUAUCUUUUCCAGGGCGACCGUUCAGGUUUGCCUAUGCAUGUUGUAAGAUCUCAGACGCGACACUGGGUCCGUUGACAUCGGUCUUCGAGACCCAGGGUGAUUUACGUCCAUUCUCCGAUGCUGUGUUCAGGAUCUCUUCCUUGCGAGAGAUUCAAUGA
Postia placenta MAD-698-R-SB12 is the source of this 2004-nucleotide messenger RNA. RefSeq lists its product as hypothetical. The record is from RefSeq and is a predicted model, not a curated record. The transcript is spliced from 3 exons. The coding region runs from base 1 to 2004 and encodes 667 amino acids. NCBI's taxonomy places the organism in Eukaryota, Fungi, Basidiomycota, Agaricomycetes, Polyporales, Adustoporiaceae.